Molecule: messenger RNA, 896 nt
Organism: Maniola jurtina (meadow brown)
Lineage: Eukaryota; Metazoa; Arthropoda; Insecta; Lepidoptera; Nymphalidae
Exons: 2
Coding region: 464-814 (116 amino acids)
Source: RefSeq, a predicted model, not a curated record
AAUUAAUAUCUUAGAGUUUCAUAAAGUUCAUAAAUAGACCGUAAAUAUUAAUCAGGGUGUGGUUAUGAUUAUGAGUGAAAUUUAAUUUUAAUAGAACUUAGAUAAUAAUUUGUAGUUUCUUAAUAUAUCAAUAGGUAUCUACCUAGAUCUUGCUCAUUUCAUUAUAUUAUUAUUGAACCUAAUAACUAUUCGAGGCGGAAAAGUAUAAAAUCGACGUUCUUUUUUAUUAUUGAUAUUUUUAUCUCUAGCUUCCCGUAUUAAAGUUUGAUAGCGAUUUUUAUUGAAUUUAUUAUUAUAUUUAUGAUCAUUAUAUCGGCAGUUGAUAUCUAGUUACGUCAUUUGUUAAGUAUUUAUUACAAUGUUUAUGGUAGUAGUUUUGGUUUGCUGAUGUUAAUGAACUAAUUAUGUUUCAAUCGCAGUGGAAUUUGUCUUAUCCAGUAAAACAAAAAUAAGUAAAUUCACAAUGACGCUCCCUACAGUAACCAUCGACGAGCUCUCUAAAGGAAUCCAAGACUAUUCCUCCAACAAGAGCAUAAACAAUGUCUUAGAAGGCAUCCUCAACGACUAUAUGGAUCUCCAAUAUGGCAAGCCAACUCCUUACACCACUGGAAAGCAAGUACUUCCAACUGGAGCUAGCAUAGAAGAUGUAAAGAAUGGAAUUGAUAGUGGUGACCUUGAAAAGAAAUAUAAAGAUUUAUUCGAAAAGAUUUCUGAAGUGCACCAAAGUGGGGAUUUGACUCCUCGAUCGGUAAAUGAUGGCUCUUGGGACGACAAGUAUAAACCAGUCCUUGUAUUAGUAACCCCUAACAAGUAGUUCUAAGAGAAUUUUAGUUAAGUAAUUGCUAAUAUUAGUAUAAUUUGUAAUUUAUAAACUAAUAAAAUUAAUUUUGACUGAA